Molecule: messenger RNA, 1377 nt
Organism: Porites lobata
Lineage: Eukaryota; Metazoa; Cnidaria; Anthozoa; Scleractinia; Poritidae
Source: the annotation of a GenBank genome assembly
AUGGAUUUUGGCUACCACACACAGUGCUCCUACUUUGAAAACUCGCAUGAACUGGGCCAAAGCAGUGCAGUGUUGGUGCUAGGGUAUUGUGGUAUGAUCUAAGCCAUGCCAGAGUGCUCUAUUAAACUAUUAAACUAGUGAGCAUGAGCCUCCAGUUGUUGACUAUUACUUCCUUCUUUAAAAAAUUAAAAAAAAUUGCAUCACAAAUUGUUUAUGUCCAAACACAAAAGUAAUAUAUUAUUGAAUGUGCAAAUCCCAUACCCUUCUUUGCUUAUAAUUUUUUGUAGGUUUUGUUCAAGUUGCAGCUAAGUGGUGCAUGUCAAGUGAUUAAGCUGGAAAGGGCUUUGGCCCACUUGUCCAUGUCCCAGAAUGCUUUCCUAAACAUGUGCAUAACUGCAGGUUGCGACUACCUUCCAAAUGUAGGGGGUAUUGGGAUUCACACAGCCCAAAAGCUUGUGAUAGAGAAAGAAGAUUUCUUGGCAACUCUACAGGGUAACAAAUAUGCCCCAAUCAAUUACAGUGUUGGAUUUCAAAAAGCCAAAGCCGUUUUUCUGCAUCAGACAGUGAUCAACCCUGCUGAUGUGUCGACCAUCCCAUUAUCUCCAUGGGAAGAAGCUCCAGAUGCAGAAUUCCUAAAUUCAUGUGGGAUGUAUCCAAUUUUAAUACUUAGUCCAUUGAGUUUAUGUCUCCCUUCUAACAACUCAUAGUGCUAAAAUUUGCUAAAAUUUUCACCUAAAUGCUGAUGAAGCCACAAUAGUGGAUUGUGUAACUAUGAACUGGGACACACUUUGACUGUGAUGGGUAUGUGAUAUAAGGGGUCACUGCUUAAAAUACCCUGAACUGUACUAACUGUACUAAAAUGUACUAACUUUCCAUUUGCACAUCUCCCAUUAUACACCUUGUUUGGCCCCAACAUUUUGUAUAAGUGUUGUAGUUAAUUUUUUAUGUCAGGUAAUUUUUAUUUUUCUUUUGCUUCAACUUCAUUAGCAUAUAUUACCAUACUCAAAAACAAAAGAAAAAUAAAAAUUACCUGAAAUAAAAAAUUAACUACAACAUAUUUAUUAUUCGAAAGUUGACCCGUUGGUAGUUGUAGAUUUCAGAUUCAUCUCUGUGUGCAUUCUUGCAUGCGUAAUGAGCCGAGAAUUCACGCGCGAUUCAGUUACGAAAUUUCUACGCAGAGAAGUUCUCUUAAAAUAUUCACUGCUCAUUAAGCAUAGAGGAAUGCCGAUUUAAAUUUGACACCAGUUACGGGAACGACUAACGGAUUCAUUUUUUAAAAUAAUCAAUUCACUAAUAGAAUCUUUUUGGGGUACGCUUGACCUGCCUUGGCUGUUAACGUUGGAUUUUGUAUGCCUUCUAUUUUAUUUACAAUACUGA